CGGCGCGGAAAGGUUCCCGUGCCGAGUUGAGCUCAUUCGGAAAAGAGCCACGCAAAAGGACAGCGCCGCUUGCAAGGCGAUCGCCUCCGCCGCCGACACCACCGGACCAGCCUGCGCUGCCCCUCCGCCUUGGAUUUAGCUUGCUGUGGGGGCGCUUCGGGGAGGAAACACCUUUGCAAUCGCUUCCUGCAGGCAUCGCUUGGGCACUUUGUCUGGCUCCAGCUCGAAGGGACCAUGCGGUGAAACAAGAAAAAGGAGCUUGGAGUCGAGGAAGCGGUGCCCCACGCGCCUUGGAAGAAGAAAAGGCAGCUCCCACUGAAAGAGAGAGAGAGAGAAAGGAGUCCAACCAGCUUCCCGCAAGAAGCCCCCCUUUUCCUUCCUCCCCGGUCUGUUUACAGUCUCCCAUUGGUGUGGAUGCUGGAGGAGUUUGAGCCAGAGAGCACUUUGCAAGCUCAAUCCUGCUCUCUUUUUCUUUUCCACCUGGUAGCCAAAGAAGGCUUCCUUUUUUCCCCUGGAUCUGAAGCGCAUGGACACCGCCUCUCUUCUUGAACCAGUUGCUGGAAAGGAGUGAGGGAUAGAGGCAACUCAAUUGCCCCCUUUCCUUGAAUGUUCGCCCUUGGGAAAGAGAGGGGUUUUGGGGCACAACAGGAUUGUUUUUUGCUCCAGAAGGAAGAGAAGAAGACGCCCUUGGCACCCCAGCAGCAAGGAUUGGCAAAAGGAGUCUUCUUUCAAUGAGUCCCGUGGCGUUUUAAGGCAGAAGACAGACCCCUCGGCCCCCCAUGGAUCUAACUUAGGGGUUGCUUUCACACGGAGUUGCCAUAGCGAAAAGACUUCAGAUGCAUGCCAGGUUCCUGGUGAAUGCCAGAUCUAGAGAUCGCUAUCGAUGGAGUCCCAAGGUCAACAUGGCAGUGGCAGUUCAUUAGUUGUCCUUCAGCAGCCCUCUUUGGAUAGCCGUCAAAGAGCAGACUGUGAGAGAGAUGUUCAGCCUGCGGCCAUCUUGUCACUGGAUCAAAUCAAGACUAUAAGGGGCAACAAUGAAUACACCGAAGGCCCUUCGGUGGUGAAAAAGUCAGCUCCACGGGCAGCCCCCAGGCAAGAAAAACAUGAAAGGACUCAUGAAAUCAUACCGAUUAAUGUGAAUAAUAAUUAUGAACAUAGGCCCAGCUACCCAGGACAUGCACUGCAACAACAUGGCUCGAGAGCACCUGUGUUGAGCAGGUCCACAAGCACUGGGAGUGCCGCUAGUUCAGGCAGCAACAGCAGCGCAUCUUCAGAGCAGGGCUUGCUGCUGAGGUCGCCCCAGUCUCGACCUGUUCCUGGUCACAGAUCUGAAAGGCCAAUCUGGACACAACCCAAGCCGUCGACUCUGAUUGUGGAUGACCUGAAGAGUCCCUUAAAAGAGGACUCUACGCAGCACAAGUUUAUCUGUGAACAGUGUGGGAAGUGCAAAUGUGGAGAGUGCACGGCACCCCGGGCCUUGCCUUCCUGCCUGGCCUGCAACAGGCAGUGCUUGUGCUCAGCCGAAAGCAUGGUGGAAUACAGCACCUGUAUGUGCCUGGUCAAAGGCAUCUUCUACCACUGUUCCAAUGAUGAUGAAGGGGACUCUGCUGCGGAUAAUCCUUGCUCUUGUUCCCAGUCACAUUGCUGGAGUAGGUACUUAUGCAUGGGAGCCAUGUCCUUGCUUUUGCCUUGCCUGCUUUGCUAUCCACCAGCAAAAGGAUGCCUCAAAUUGUGCCGAGGAUGUUACGACCGGAUCAACCGUCCAGGUUGCCGAUGUAAGAACUCCAACACAGUUUAUUGUAAGCUGGAAAGUUGCCCUUCUAGAGGUCAAGGCAAACUUUCCUGAUUUAUGGAGGAAAAUGUUCAGUUCCUCGGACUGUCUUUCAGGUUGUGGCUGGCUUUUCUGUUUUUGUGCCCUCUCCUCCAUUUUCCAUUCUUUUUUCUCUCUUACUUUCAUGCACAUGUUUUCAUUUCACAACUUCUUUCAGCAAAAGCACAUGUGGGUAUUUCUGUGGUCUUUGAUAAGUGUGGCCCCCAUACUUGCAUCUAAUUUUGUAUCUUGGCAAGUCAUCUCAGGUUUGUGAGUAAUCCCCUCCAUAAAAAAUAACGAGAAUACUGUGUUUUACUGAAGUCUUGUUCUCCACAAUUUCCCAAAUAUGUGUUUUAUUUUGUUCUCAGCAAUUCUGUUUUUGAACAAUUCAUAACGGCUUCAAAGUGAUUAUUUGUAAUCUUUCCUACUAUUGUUUUUUUUAAAUGCCCACAUUCCUGCCCUUUCACAUAAAGAGAAAGCAUUUGUUAUAUAUGGGUUGGAAUUUAGCAAACCUGGUGCUUGCUGUCUUUUCAAAUUAUAGCCACCAAGCAUGUUGCGCUCACCUGGAGAAGUCUUUAAAAUGUCUUCACAUUCCACAUUAUGAAACCCCAAUUAGCUUGUGAAAUCACUCCCAACCAAUUGCGCAUUAGAGAUGCUAUGGCUACAGCUAUCUUGAAUUGUACUUAUAACCUUCAGAUAUAUACAAGGCCUUAUGAUUUCAGUUAUGUAAACUGUUCUUUUAAUGCUAAAGUUGUUGGUUUCUGAACAUCUGACUAAUAAUCUUUAGGUAUCAUACAGUUGUAUAAACAUUCUUGGAUCUCUUAACACUUCUGUUAUUUCUGUGGUUUAAUGCCAUUUAACUUCAUCCCUGUGCUCAGUAACUUUAAUCCUCUCUGUUUUUAUUGCCUUAGCCACAAAUUGUGGUGCUUUUUUGUAUAUUUUAUGUAAAAACACAAAGUUGGAUUCAAGACUAUUUUUAAGACAAAGGUUUGUUAAAACUUUUUUAUUGUAAAGAAUAUUUAUUAUGUGAAUCUUUAUUAUUUUAUGAUAUUUAUUACAAAAGACUGUUCCAAAAAUGUACUCCUGUUUGAAUAUAACAAAAUAUCAAUACUUAACGAAAAUAAGGGUGACACAAAGAAAGUACCUAUGUUAAACUAUAAUGCAGAAAAUAUAAUAAUUAAUGAAAAUGUC
Anolis carolinensis (green anole) is the source of this 3001-nucleotide messenger RNA. RefSeq names its product sprouty RTK signaling antagonist 1 (gene spry1). Bases 884 to 1846 code for a protein of 320 amino acids. The record is from RefSeq and is a predicted model, not a curated record. Gene Ontology annotation, cellular component: cytosol; membrane. The transcript has 3 exons. Gene Ontology annotation, biological process: negative regulation of Ras protein signal transduction; multicellular organism development; negative regulation of MAP kinase activity. NCBI's taxonomy places the organism in Eukaryota, Metazoa, Chordata, Lepidosauria, Squamata, Anolidae.